Molecule: messenger RNA, 11268 nt
Organism: Hemibagrus wyckioides
Lineage: Eukaryota; Metazoa; Chordata; Actinopteri; Siluriformes; Bagridae
Gene: clcn2a
Product: chloride channel, voltage-sensitive 2a
Exons: 24
Coding region: 724-3513 (929 amino acids)
Biological process (GO): transmembrane transport; chloride transport
Cellular component (GO): membrane
Molecular function (GO): voltage-gated chloride channel activity
Source: RefSeq, a predicted model, not a curated record
UGGAAUAAAACUCUUGGGGUCGUGCUGUUAUAAGAAACAUAUACGUGACGUCAUGACGUCACUGUUACACAAACGAACCCGUUUGUAGAGAGUGUUUAAUUAGCACCUGGAGUGUGUUAGAGCUGUACUGUUCAUGCGUGUGUGUGUGUGUGUGUGUGUGUGUGUGUCUAUACUGCUACUUAAUAGAUUUUGGAUAUUAAUGAGAGCAUGACUUGCCAUGUCACGUGGAAUUUUCGGCGGCAGACCGGUGACGGAAGCCGCAUUGCAUCACAUCAUCAGUGUCUGGAUCCACACACACACACACACACGAGCGCGCGCGCGCACACGGACACGGACAGUGUGCCGGUGUUUCACCCAUCAGCAGGCUCUCGGUGUCGGUGCACGCGAUGGCGGACGCGCCGCCGUUUGUUUGCUUUCUCUUUGUUUGUUUGUUUAUUUGUUGCUUGUUUGUUGUCAUCGGCUCGCGCGCACUCUGAAUCUUAAUUGUCAUCUUCAUCAUCAGACGCAAGAAAAGAUCCGAAGUUGGACGUCGUGACGCUUUUUUCCGAGAGGUUUUUUAAAAAAAAAAAUUCCACCUCAUCAUGAUUUAGAAGGAUGUCGGAUUUUGAUGAAAUGGAGCUGCGCAGGUGACGACUGGAGCGUUUAAAGAAGAGAAACCAAAUCAGAAAGAAGAUAAAGAGAAGAAUUAAACCUCCAGAGAGAGAGAGAGAGAGAGAGAGAGAGAUGUAUGGACGAUACACUCAGGAGCUCGGCACCUACGCCAAGGAGGAAGCGGCUCGUUUUCGGGCCGCCGGGGUUCGGAACCAAACCCCGGAUCAGCUGGAAUACGAAAAGGAUCCCUGUGCCAAGUGCCAGUUGUGCACUUCACGGUGUCAGAGGUUCCUGAUUUCCCGUGUGGGUGAAGACUGGAUUUUCCUCAUCCUCCUGGGCCUGGUGAUGGCGAUGGUCAGCUGGGUGAUGGACUACACCAUCGCCUUCUGUCAGCAAGCACAGAAGUGGAUGUACGGAGGACUGGACAGUAACAUGCUUCUACAGUACCUGGCCUGGGUCGCAUAUCCUGUGGUCCUCAUCACCUUCUCCGCAGGGUUUACACAAAUUCUUGCACCUCAAGCAGUGGGUUCUGGGAUUCCGGAGAUGAAGACGAUCCUUCGUGGUGUGGUGCUGAAAGAAUACCUGACUUUUAAAACCUUUGUGGCGAAAGUUAUCGGUUUGACCUGUGCCCUCGGUAGCGGCAUGCCACUGGGCAAAGAGGGUCCAUUUGUCCACGUUGCGAGUCUGUGUGCUGCACUUCUCAGCAAAUUCAUGGCCCUGUUUGGAGGAAUCUACAUGCUGAAGGAAGAACCGUUUGAGGGAACCAAGAAUGAGCUGCGGAACACUGAGAUGCUCUCUGCAGCGUGUGCUGUCGGUGUCGGCUGCUGCUUUGCUGCCCCUAUCGGAGGGGUCCUGUUUAGUAUUGAAGUGACGUCUACGUUCUUCGCGGUGAGAAAUUACUGGAGAGGAUUUUUUGCAGCGACGUUCAGCGCCUUCAUCUUCAGAGUGCUGGCUGUGUGGAACAAGGAUGAAGAGACGAUCACGGCUUUGUUUAAAACGCGAUUUCGUCUGGAUUUUCCAUUCGAUCUGCAGGAGCUCCCGGCCUUCGCGGUGCUCGGCAUCGCAAGUGGAUUCGGAGGAGCGCUGUACGUUUACCUGAACCGGCUGAUCGUUGAGUCGAUGAGGAAACAGAAAACCAUCAACAAGUUUCUGCUGAAAAAGCGGUUGGUUUAUCCUGCAGUGGUCACUCUUCUCAUAUCCACUCUGACUUUUCCUCCAGGAUUUGGACAGUUCAUGGCCGGACAGCUCACGCAGCACGAGUCGUUGGUGGCGCUCUUCGACAAUCAGACCUGGUAUAAGCAUGGCGUGUCCGAGGCCUUCGAGUUCUCUGGUCAGCAUCAGGCCUGGAAACACCCGCAGGUCAGCGUCUUCAUCACCCUCCUCCUCUUCAUCGUCAUGAAGUUCUGGAUGUCAGCGGUUGCCACGACGAUGCCAGUGCCGUGCGGCGCCUUCAUGCCCGUGUUCCUGAUAGGUGCUGCAUUCGGUCGCUUGGUGGGGGAGAGCAUGGCGGCCAUGUUUCCUGAAGGCAUUCACAGUGACAGCACGGUAUAUCCCAUUGUCCCCGGGGGCUAUGCUGUUGUAGGUGCUGCGGCACUUUCUGGAGCGGUCACGCACACCGUAUCCACAGCGGUCAUCGUGUUCGAGCUGACCGGUCAGAUCUCUCACAUCCUCCCUGUGAUGAUCGCUGUGAUUCUGGCCAACGCCGUGGCUCAGAGCCUCCAGCCGUCGCUGUACGACUCCAUCAUCAGGAUCCAGAAACUUCCGUACCUGCCGGAACUGGGCUGGGGUCAGGAGAAGUACAACAUCCGAGUGGAGGACAUCAUGGUGCGAGACGUACGGUACAUCACGCUGUCCUCUACGUACCGGGACGUGCAGGAGGCUCUGGUGACGGGGCAGCUGAAGACUCUGGCUCUUGUGGAGUCUAAAGAGUCGAUGAUCCUGCUCGGCUCUAUUGAGCGUUCUCAGCUGCAGUUCUUGCUCUCGGAGCAGCUCGGUCGAGGUCGGAGGUUGGAGUAUCUGAGAGAGAGAGCGCAGGACAAUGGCGCCCAUGUUCCUCCCUCAUUUUCCCAGAAUUCCUCCCCCAAAGCCGGCCGCGGAGUCCGCUUCCUGAUCUCCACAGAGGAAUCUUCGUACAGUUCAACUCUCACCAACUCCCAGAUUCCACUCAAGUCUGCUCUGAAGACCGUGUCGUCGGUCAGCAACACCGACACCCUGAACAGUUCUCCAACUCCUUCCUGUGGAGAAUCAGUGAAGGAGCAGGUGGAGGAAGCUCCUAACAUUGAGGAUGACAUGUCCACAGCAGAGAUGUCUUUACCCCAGAUAGCCGAGUGGGAGGAGCAACAGCUGGAGGAAGCGGUCUGCUUUAACAACUGUAAGAUAGACCCCGCCCCUUUCCAGCUUGUCGAGCGCACGUCUCUGCACAAAACACACACCAUCUUCUCGCUGCUCGGUCUGGAUCACGCUUACGUCACGAGCACCGGGAGACUGGUCGGAGUCGUCUCCUUGAAAGAGCUACGCAAAGCCAUCGAAGGCUCCGUAACGGUCACGGGUGUGAAGGUCCGCCCCCCUCUGGCCAGUUUCCGUGACAGCGGCACCAGCAGCAGCGUUUCUGAGGUAACCGAGCUCCACAAACUCUGGAGUCGCCACAAGAGCCUGUCGUUGCCACGGGAACCUAAAACAGCCACCGAGCUCUGCGACGAGCUGGAGCAUCCGUCCGAGAGCAGCGUGCUGAACGAGACAGACUGCACCGAGGUCUUACACAGCGAGGACCAAUCAGAAGCCUCUGUGGCAGAGGAGACCCAGUCGGAGAUGGAGAACUGUUCCGAAAACCUUUCCGAACCGACCGAAGAAAGCGGCUCGGCUCAAACCGAGGAACUGACAUGCGAGAUCAACCCCUCGCCUGCGGAGGACCAGCCGGAAUGACACCUGCUGUUUGUUAGCGAAUGCACAUGCUAAUGCUAAUGAACUGAACAUACCGCGACACCCACGCACGCCACCCUGCCUUCAGACUAGCAAGCGACGACGCGGCAGCUCUCACUUUCUGUUAUGCUAAUUAGUUAUGACGCAGUGAAUCUAAAUAAUUCCACUCAAAACCUAUAGGUGGUGUCAUACUGGAUCAGUUUCCAAUGGCAACAACGUCGAAAUAAAUUAGCCAAUAAGCUAACAGGCUUCACUGUUGCUAAUAGCAGUAACAGCUAAUUUAUUGACAACUAACAUGACAUUGAGGAUUUAAAAAGCACACGGUUUGUAUUUAGCACUGAUUAGCUGCGUGGUGUAACCACUACCAGUCUGGAAGCAAGAAGGCUAACAUGACAAGCUGUUAGCUGUACAUGCACAAAACGGGUUAGCAUCACCAUGUAAUAUAAACAAUAUUAAAAUAAUUUACACAUAAAACAAACAGGGUAAUAAAAGGUAACAGUGCGAGCAUUUUAUCCAAGCAUCUUGUCGCUUUCCAGUCUGAACGCUGAGUGAAUUCAGGAUGGAGGAGGAGCAUAAACAACGAGGCGUGCUCAACACGCCGAUCCUGCUCACGUCCAUGUGAGAGCCGAAUGUACAGAUGCCAUCGCAUAAACGAGAUUUAGUAGGCAUAUGCUGACGUUAUCGAAUAUUAUCACAACAUCGUCCUGGAGCAGCAGCUGAUCGACAGAAUGAUGGUUCGUUUCCUUUCAGCUGUCCUCGAGCUGCUCUCUGAUUGGACGUGCUUUAUUUCAGGAGCACAGACGCUGGGUGAAAAAAAGAGAGAGCCUACCCAGAUGGGGUGCCAAUAUUUUUAAGCAGCUACGAUGACAAAUAUUGUGAUAGAUCGUACUGUGUUUUAUCCAUGCAUGGCUGUGUGUGUGUGUGUGUGUGUGUCAGAAAGAAUUACGGAUUAUGAAAGGAGGAACAGUGUGUGUGUGCGUGUGUGUCUUUGCAUAACUGAAGUGUGUGACUCAGCUGCACACCGAACCCACGUCCCCCAUCUGGAGCCGACACUUUUCAUCUGUCUCCGAGAGCUAAGCUACAAUUUGGCUCUAAAUUUAGCCACUUAAUCGCCACAGUGACGAUCAGAGAGAAGAAAAGGCACAACAGAACGGACGGAGAGACAAAGGAUGGCGAGAAGAACGGCAUGAAGAGGAAGAUGAGAGAAGGAAUGAAAGAGAAAGAAAGAGCGGACGAGGCCGAAGGGCAGAAACGUUUCAGCACACUGUGAUUAGUGUUUGGUUCACGAUACACACGCUAGCUGAAAUCAAGCAGUUUAAUGACGCAUGGUUAACACACACACACACACACAUUAGAAACAUGAUGAUGUGUUAUAAAGGACCCUUCACACACAGGGCCCAGUCCAUCCAGAUCUUAGGAAUCGAGUACAAGUUCAUUUCUCACUGUUACCAUGGCAACUGCAUCAUCAUCACAUCACACACAGACUAGCACUGUUUCUCCAUACGAUCACUGUUCCUCUGUCUGAUCACUGUUCCUCUGUCUGAUCACUGUUCCUCUGUCUGAUCACUGUUCCUCCAUCUGAUCACUGUUCUUCCAUCUGAUCACUGUUCCUCUGUCUGAUCACUGUUCCUCUGUCUGAUCACUGUUCCUCUGUCUGAUCACUGUUCCUCCAUCUGAUCACUGUUCCUCUGUCUGAUCACUGUUCCUCUGUCUGAUCACUGUUCCUCUGUCUGAUCACUGUUCCUCCAUCUGAUCACUGUUCCUCCAUCUGAUCACUGUUCCUCUGUCUGAUCACUGUUCCUCUGUCUGAUCACUGUUCCUCUGUCUGAUCACUGUUCCUCCAUCUGAUCACUGUUCUUCCAUCUGAUCACUGUUCCUCCAUCUGAUCACUGUUCUUCCAUCUGAUCACUGUUCCUCUGUCUGAUCACUGUUCCUCUGUCUGAUCACUGUUCCUCUGUCUGAUCACUGUUCUUCCAUCUGAUCACUGUUCCUCUGUCUGAUCACUGUUCCUCUAUCUGAUCACUGUUCCUCCAUCUGAUCACUGUUCCUCUGUCUGAUCACUGUUCCUCUGUCUGAUCACUGUUCCUCUGUCUGAUCACUGUUCCUCCAUCUGAUCACUGUUCUUCCAUCUGAUCACUGUUCCUCCAUCUGAUCACUGUUCUUCCAUCUGAUCACUGUUCCUCUGUCUGAUCACUGUUCCUCUGUCUGAUCACUGUUCCUCUGUCUGAUCACUGUUCCUCUGUCUGAUCACUGUUCCUCUGUCUGAUCACUGUUCCUCUAUCUGAUCACUGUUCCUCCAUCUGAUCGGAUCAGGCCUCUGGUUGUCCAGCUCAGAUCAGCAGAAAAAUAUCCUGAUUUUAUUUCAUCUGCGAUCUUUCAACAACAAUGUCUUCGCCUCAAAUCCACACCGUAACACAAUAAAUAACUAUUCGAUCACCACCUGACGAGGUUAGCUAGUUUAGCAAGGUUAGCCAGGUUAGCAAGCUAGUUCUGCUCUUCUGUGGGGUUUAGCACACAGAUUAAAAAACAAACAAAACCUUCAGUUUAACUAGCAAACAGUAAACUACUGUAACUUAUGCUAACUAGCAAAGUACGCUGUAGAAACUAACAACACGAUACGAUACAACAAUAAAUUAAAACAACACUGUAAGAUUAUCUGUAACGUCUCGUCAGAUGUAGGAGUGUUAGAAUCCAUUCGCAGAUAUAAUAAAGGGCCGAAGGCUAAAAUCUUAGUCGAGGAUACGAAGAAACAGGGUCAAAACCAGAAAGCAACGUAGAAUAUCAAAACCAAAACACAAAUCCAGAAAUCAAAGUCAGAAGCAAACGAGCAGGGUCAUACAUGAGGAAACUAGAUAGAGACUUAAUCAAGGCUUGGCUAGUAACGCUAAGAAAACAAUGCUUCGCAAUGUGACUGAGAGCGUGCUGCUUAUAUACGUCACUGGACCGGAAGUGGGCAGAAACGGUUAAUAUUCGGGCGAUGGCUCCCUCUGGUGUUCAGGCCUCGUGACAUUAUCUCACGACAUUAUCUCUCAUAUUAGCACAACAAACCUGACCUAAACAUGAUCUACUUCCUGUCAAAGAUCUUACUGUUGGUCCGAAAGGCAUGUAAUAUAAAAACGUUCCUUUUACCAGGAGUUUCUGGCUUGCUAUGUUAGCUAGCUACAUUUACCUCACUAAUAAUAAUAAUAAUAAUAAUAAUAAUAAUAAUGGAAAGUAUCAUUAGCAAAAAAUGCAAUUAAAUAACAAUAACUUUAUAAAGAUGUUAAUAAAACUACCGCUUGUAGUAAAAAUAUAAAUUUAUAUUUGUUUGUGUUUUUUCUCUGAUCUUGCGGUUGAUCCACGCAGCGUGUAAAUGUGUGCUAUAUUUUGCCAGGUUAGCUAGCUAGCAAGUAGCAGACAGCUGGUUGUAACUUUGAUCAAAAUAUUACAAUACGAAAGGAAAAGUUUGGACAAUAAUCUGCUAUUCCUGUUUGUUCGACAAAAAAAAUCAAACCUGAGCAAACAAAUCCGCAGGGAAUUUGUUGGCCCCGCCCCCUGCAUUCUUUCCUAUCUCUUCUGCCGAUCUUCAGCUGGAGACAAAACCAGGAGCUGGAUUCUAAAGCAUGACAAAUGAUAUGACUGAUUGAAAAAGCAGUUUUAUAUAUCCAGAUGUUUGUGCAAAAGUUUUUACACCAUCACACACACACACACACACACACACUCAUAUGCAAAGUGGUGAAAUUUUGGAUUGAGGAUUUUCUAAAGAAUCCAGAAGCCAAGACCAGAGAUGGUUUUUCACAUGCACGCGGACAAGCAAACCGCAGGACUUCCACUACAUGUCCAUUUUAAGUCCACUAGUGAAACCUGAGUGUUAAUGAGGAACCUGCGAGUGUGUGUGAAGAGGAAACUGCCAUACUGCAGGUGGUGCUGUUAAAAUUUCAUGAAGAAGAAGAAGAUUGCUGCUCCUCAACAUCAGCCAUGUUGGAAUGAAUCAGCUGGGGCAACCUCUUUGAAAUGACGGGGUGUCCAAUCCCACCAGCGCCACCUACAGUACAGGAGCAGCACAGUAGGAGCUGGUGAAGGUGUCGUGGUCUCUGUGUUAUGGACCGCUGAGGUGUUAGAUGUGCUACCUAACUUUAUUUACAUGCAAAAGCUCUUCAUCAGGUACUUGAAGUAAUACCAUGACUUUUUUUUACCUCCGAGGCCGAAUUCGGUCGCAGCUGCAAUGUUUCGGUUCCUUUAAACCUGCGUGUGUUUAACAGAACCCUGGUGAAAUUCUCCAUAAAUUGCUCAGACAGUACAGUAGGCAUGUGCCGAUCCUUACUGCUCUAUUACUCUGAUACACAAAACGCAUGACGAUGUAAUUGUUGACGAUUAAAUCUCAUAGCUAGCAUGUUUUCUUGAUGUUCUAAAAUGUUUUAAGAGCCAUAUUUGUGUUCGUAUCUUGCCAAAAGUUGUUUCCAUGGUUACAUUGCGCUAGCUAGCAUGAUACAACCGGACAUCAUCUGCAUCCUCGCGCUCCGGAACUGAAGAAUGCUGCAGAGAGAUUUAUCGCUGAUGUUAAUGUAAAAAAUUUCAGCUAACGGCUGAGGUUUGUUCUGGCAUUUUAUCAUGUGUCCCGUUCCUGUUAGCUGAUUUAAACAGCUAACAGUAACCUGUGGUAAUUAAUUAGCCAUCAUCAUCCUCCUGGGGUAACUCUAGCUAGCUAGUUAUAACCUUCUGUAUUCACUGUAGCUAGCUAGCAACACCCUUCUGUGGUUAUUUUAGCCAGCUAGCUAGCAGUGUCAUCAUGUGAUAACGUCAUCUAGUUAGCAAUAAAACUUCUGUGGUAACUUCAGCUAACUAUCCAUAACCUCCUGAGGGAAUAAUAGCAAGCUAGCAAUAUUCGCCUGUGCUACCUUUUUUUUUAUUUAUUUAUUUAUUUAUUUAUUUAUUUAUUUAUUUAUUUAUUUAUUUAUUAUCUUAGGAGUGAAUGCUAACUUUAGAGUUUCUCUUGUUUAUUUUUAAAAAAGACAACUCAGCAAAAACAUUCUUCCCAGAAACACACGUCCUCUUUACAUUCCUUCUGUUCAGUGUUCAGUAGUUAGCAUUGUCUGUGUUCAAGCUGAGAAGAAGAAAAAAAACAGAGAAGAAGCGUGGAAUAGUGAGCUAGCAAGAAAUAUCCUUCUGUGAUAAAAAUCAGCUAGUAAUAAUCUCCUUUGGUAACUUCAGCUAGCUAGUAAUAACACAGUUUUAAUUUUAGCUAGCAUUAAUCUUGAGUGAUAACUUGAAGCUGCUAGCAGUAAAUGCGCUCCUGUGGCGCAUCUCAAACUCAGGAGUUUUCAUUUCCGUCUCCUCGUGCGCUCGUUUUUACUAAUUAAUUCCGACAGUAACGUGUCUCACUGGAACUGAUGUGUGUUCUGCAUAGUUUUGGUAUGAGAAACAAUUAGCAAGCGCUAGUUAGCUGUGUUUAAAAAACUAAACAGAAUUGAGGGGAGAUUUCGGCACAUGUCUACAGUACACUAGCAGCUGUAAUGAUGAUUUUAGGCCAUAUUCCGCUCUGCUGCUAUGCUAACAUGCUAACGCUCUGUGUUAAAGCCCUCACCUGUACUGUCCAUGUCACCGGGAGCGGGAGGGUUUAAUCCCACCUUUCCUGCCUUCAUAUGCACUUUUGAUUGCAGUCUGCGUUUAUUAGAAUGACAUUUCAGCUGCAAAGCUUAUUUAUUAUUAUUUUUGUUUUGUUUUAUUUUUCUUAAACCAAUUGUGCAAUAAUCAUUUCUAUUCUUGGAACUAACGCUUGCCAAAUAAGAUUAUGAAGUCUUUGAAUGUCUUUAAUUUUAUUAUUUAUUGUGCUAUGAAAACGCUGUCUGAUUCACGUCUCUGUGUAUUUGUGAAGCUCUUUAUUUUAAGCAUAACAGUUAAUAAUCUCCUGUGAGAACAGCGGCUAAUGGCUAGCUAGCGAAGUCCACAUGUUAUGACUAUAAAUAGCAAUAUCAUUCUGUGCUAACUUUAGCUAGCCAUCAUUAACAUGAACAUAACCGCCGGUAACUGUACUUAGCUAGUUAGCAGUUAUCUCCAGUGUUGAUGUUAGCUUGCUAGCAAUGUCCUCAUGUGCUAGCCAUCAUUAACCUCAUUAAGCAAAUAUCAUCAUAUCCUUAAAUGUGUUCCUUAAAAUAAUGUGUUACUCACGUCUGUGUCCCGAACGCUAGUGUUGAAGAGAAACGUUAUUAAGAAUUUAAUUUGCAGACUCAUGCUAGGAUUUUCGAGAAAAUUUCAGUAGAUCGUUUGGGAUGGUGUUUAUUAAUGCUCUGCUGUAAUGUGUGUAAAGGUUGUACAUUGUGGCUAGCUAGCUAGCCUAGCGACUCAUUCAAUUAGUUGAUUAACAUGUGUGGUUAGUGGGUGUGUCGCUAGCUGGUGAUUUACACAGGAAUGUAAUCCAGAGAGGGAACUAUAUUUAAAUAUUUAAAUACAAUUCUUUUCACAUUCUAAUUGUUCUUGAUUGCUGUGACAAAUUAAAAUUUUAAUUUUGCAAAAUUAAUCUUUAGUAUUUAAAAUAAACGAAGCAUUAUGCUAGCUACAUUCAUUGUAAUGGCGCUAAAGGUUGUACAACUCACACACCACUUAGCCAAGCAGCUAGCAAACAAAUCACACAGUGCAGCUAGCUACAUUCAGGAGAGACGGGUUCUUCAGCAUCGGACAAGAUUCCUUGGUUUGGGUUCUGUCAGUAGAACAGUAGAACCCUACAGCUGAGGGUUCCUCAGUCAAAAAGGAAAGGGUUUCUGUUCAAAGGUUCCUUUUUUCCAGGAACUUUUUCUGACAAUAGCACAAAAUUCUUUGUGAGGAUUUUAUUAUUACUAACAUCAUCCCAAAAAAUUCUUUUUAAAGAAUCAAUUUUGGGAAUUUUCUUCCUCUCUGUACAAUCUUGGCUAAUUUCUGGGCCAGAAAUAUUUAAAUAGAAUCUUUAAACCCAGCUAGAGCAGAGGAGAAGAUUUCACUUUUACUAAAGAUUCUUUAAAGUCACGUGAUGGUUACAGACCUGGAGACGUUUAUAAAACUAACAGACCGUAACUUUUACUUUUCAACUGUUACUAAGAUGACCUUUAAUAACCUUUCAGUUUAAACACUAGUGUUGUGGACACACACUCUCUCUCUCUCCCUCCCUCAUCCUCUGUUUCACUCCCUCACUCCUUCCCUCUCUCUCUCUCUCUCUCUCUCCCCCUCUCUCCCUCCCUCCCUCUCUCCCCCUCUCUCUCUCCCUCCCUCAUCCUUUGUUUCACUCCCUCACUCCUUCCCUCCUUCUCUUUCCCUCUCCCUCUCCCUCUCUCUCGCCCUCUCUUUAUCCCUCUCUCCCUCCUUCCCUCACAAGCCCCCCCCUUUUUUAUUUAGUUAUAUAUUUUUUGCUCUGUCUUUCAGUGCAGUGUCAUUAUCAAGGACAUCACUGAUUAGAUCCUGCUCUUCCUGUCUGCCGUGUCACUGUUACAUUGCAGAUUCAUGUUUAAAAGAAAAAAGGACACCGUUCUCCGUCCAGCUGUUUUUGUGCUUUUAUGGCUUGUUGUGUAUUCUGCUAAUAAUCUACUGCACAUAUACCGUAGAGUUAAGCAAUAAGUCUGCACUCAUGUCCCUGAAUGCUAAAAGCCUGUACAGAAACGAUAUAAACGUAAAAACGUGUGCACACGUGGCCUGUACAUAUAGAGGAUAUGCAUACGGAAUUAACAGUUUGCCAUUAUUUUUCAGAAAGAAAAAUAAAACAUUUUUUUUUGUACAUCAGUAAAAAAGAUUAAAUUUCAACUUUGUAUUUUG